AUGUCUUUUCAUAUCCAGCUAACCGAAGGUAUUGUGGGCGGGUUCAAACCACCAACAGUAAAGCGUGUAAUAGAAAUAAACGGUGACCCCAGUGGUGGGUUUGUUCAGCAGUCGACUUUAGAAGGUCGUGACGACUAUCGAGUACAAAACGGUGAAAUCACCAGUCAAGAAAUUAAUGCACUCGUAACAGACUUGCGUUCCACUCUUAGAGUGUUACCAACCGAAUCCCCAGCAGGCGGCGAAGAUAUUUACGGAUUUGACACAUCGAUACACAUUCAGACUGACGAUGGAUUCGAAUGGCGUAAUGGUGGACCAGAAGGCUGCACACAUCACGAAUCUAAAACAAAACCAACUGAAGAGCAAAAAGCUAUCUUUCAAGAAUUGAUCUCGAAGAUUUCGGGCGUUGGUCAACGGUUCGCUAUUAAAUCGGUGUCUUAG
Messenger RNA from Ambispora gerdemannii, 438 nucleotides. The record is from the annotation of a GenBank genome assembly. Lineage: Eukaryota; Fungi; Glomeromycota; Glomeromycetes; Archaeosporales; Ambisporaceae.